Messenger RNA from Ruditapes philippinarum (Manila clam), 905 nucleotides. Its product is annotated as nicolin-1-like. The record is from RefSeq and is a predicted model, not a curated record. The transcript has 5 exons. Lineage: Eukaryota; Metazoa; Mollusca; Bivalvia; Venerida; Veneridae. Gene Ontology annotation, cellular component: nucleoplasm. Bases 4 to 390 code for a protein of 128 amino acids.
CAGAUGCAAUUUGAGUUAGUAAAUGUCUCAGCUUUAAGAAUUAUUCUACAACAACCUUCCUGUGUUUGGAAAGAAUUUAAAAUCGAAGAUCUCAAGAUAUACAGAUCAUCCGAGUCAGGACGUCCAAAUCCCCUUCCUGCUUGGCUCACAGAUACUCCAAGUAAAUCUGGAAAGAAAAAAGUUGAGCCAACAGAGGAGGACUGGUUACCCCCACCAGUUAUCAAAAAGGAUCCUGAUGUAAUGGGGGUAACAAACCUUGAAGCACUGUCAUCAACAUUACAACAGUUAUGGGCUUUAUCUGAAGAGGUUGCAGCUCAGCAAACAAAUCGUGCACUUGGGAGAUACGAGGUAGACGGAUGUUAUGAAAUUAAUCUUUUAUCAUAUACUUAGCACAAGUGAAGAUUUGUUCCGGAAUGAUUCGAACCGUGCAGAUAUGGCCGGACAGAAGAUGCCAUGGCUAUACGGAACAUUCGUUUAUAUCUAUAUCAAAAAAGAUAUAAUUCUAUGACACACAUAAUCAUUGAAUAUAGACUGUAGUAAUCAAGCAAAAUUUCAUUAAAUAAACAGUCUUAAUAUGGAAUGAUACAGCUGUUUUAGUACAUCUGAUUAGUUCGUUUGGUUAAGAAUAAUGUUAAAUGACAUUAAUAAUGAAAUAUUAUCUGUUUAGAAAACUCUUUUAUAUGCUCUGUGGUAAUAAUAAUUGAUUGUUUUAACCUCGGGUAAAGAGCCUGCAUAAUGGUAAAGCCACACCAGGCCACAUUUCUUUAAUUGUACAAUUUUUGGCUUUUAAAUUGUAAUGUUUAUAUGUAAAUAUAUAAAUGUAUCAAAAUAUGAUAUAUACUACAUUGUUGUAUUUUUAUUUUUUAAUGGCUUAUACUAGUUAACAUGAAAAUCAUUGUUUCAAU